AUGCCCACCAUUGCCGCCGACUCGCAGCAGUCAGCUGCGGCCAACUCGCAGGAGUCAGCUGCUGGUGACGAGGCCAUGGAUGAGGACGAGGAGCGGGAGCUCAUUGCUCUCCUGGAAAGGGAGAUUGGCAAUCUGCAGAACGAGGAGGUCGAGGCAGAUGUCGAGACGCCCGAGCAGAAAGCGGAGCGGGAGGUCGCAGAGCUUCUGGCAGAGAUGGCAUCCGACUCUGAUGAUGACAAACCGUUGGAUCUGCUUAAAGAAGAAACGAAACGUGCCGAAGAACUACGAUUGCUGGAAGAGCUUCAAUUUGAGAAGGCCGAGAAGUUGACCGAAGCCAGGGUGCGGAGAGAGGAGGAGCAAAGGGAGCGAGCCGAACGAGUAGAACGGUUGAAGAUGGAAGAACGGUUGAGGCUGGAACAGCUUCGCCAGGCGGAGGAAAGACAGCGAGCCGAAGAAGAAGAAGAACAAGAACGUUUGAGGCAGGAACAGCUUCGCGAGGCGGAGGAAAGACAGCGGGCCGAAGAAGAAGAACGAUUGAGGCGGGAACAGCUUCUCCAGGCGGAGGAACGACAGCGGGCCCAAGAAGAAGAAGAACGAUUGAGGCAGGAACAGCUUCGCGAGGCGGAGGAAAGACAGCGGGCCGAAGAAGAAGAACGAUUGAGGCGGGAACAGCUUCUCCAGGCGGAGGAACGACAGCGGGCCCAAGAAGAAGAAGAACGAUUGAGGCAGGAACAGCUUCGCCGGGCGGCGGAGGAUGAGAAAGUGCAGAAAAUGAUGCAGCAGAAACUGCAGAAGGAGGAGGACGAUAAGCAGAGCUUGCGGCUGAGACAGCAGCAAGUGGAUGAGGAGGCACGGCGAGCCGCAGAAGCAGAACGAUUGAGACAGGAACAGCUUCGUGUCGAUUCUGUGGAGGCUGCGAGAGCCGCGAAGAUUGCCCGCAAGAACGAGAAGCAGCAGAAGCUCCAACAGUUGAGGCAAGAGCUAGAGCAGCUUCGAAAUAAAAGGAAAACCGCAGAGCUGAACGACGCCGCGGAGCUGAACGACACCGAGCUGCAAAGGCUCGGAUGGAUGCAUGAGCUGCCCCCGAGUGAGGCUACCGAUGUUGCGGAUGCGACAGUUUUGCAGCCGAAAACGCCGGCACUUGCUCCACGGGCCGCGGCAGACCCGACAGCUUUGCAGUCCGCGACAGGGAAACCGAAUCCGCCAGCGGUGGCACAGGCGCCUGCUCCGCCGACUCCACCGACAUCUAUUCUGCGGGCAUCAGCGCCCAAACCUGAUCCACUGCCACAGCCAACAAGUCCUGCAGCACCUGCUUCCACGGCAGACCCGAAAGCUCCGACCGCUUCGAGGAUGGCCACCCAGCAAGGCGAUGAGUCGAAGGAGGGGACGCUGUCUAUGUCCCGCCGAGCAGCAGCAAACUUGCUGUUCAGGGUUUGCGCUGGCCCAAGACUGAAGGAGCUGCCAGAGUGGCUACAGCCGCACCUCACUGGUGAUGGAGGCACCUCGAAAACCAAGAUGAUCACGAUGCUGGUUGAGGCCGGCGGAAGCUUCGACAAGGUGGGGGCAAAGCUCAAGAUGGAGAUGGCUGAGACCAAGAUCACAGAGAGCAUGGCCCGCUCCUCGUUGGAGCCUUGGACGGAGUUGGAGGUGAGGGAGAAGUAUGGAAAUCGUGCUGAUGCUUUGAUGGCGGAGAAGCGGGCAAAAGGCCUUGUCGUUGUUGAUAGCAACGUCACCGACGGCGAGCUUUUUCUGAUGGCGAAGCAGAAGCAUAUUUUUUCAAGUGGCAGCAGAGAAGAGAGGGCACUUCGUGGUAGCAUGGACGCCAAUGCCGCUUCCCCUGGUGAUCUUCAGACCUUCAUGUCAGGAUACUCCCUCGCCAAGCCGGACUUGUUGGAGGCUGCAGCCGUGAAGGAUUCCGCGACGGUUCCUGAGACCAAGCAACCCAAGCUGAAUUUCGCAGCCGCGAAGGUCCAGAGGCAGAACUCCGGCCGUGGCUUGAACAAGAAGACCGAGAUUAGCACGCCCCAGCUCAGUUUUGAUUGCUUUGCCAGAGAUCUGGCCAACAAGGCAUUGGCCAAAUCCAACGAGUGCCAAGGGCUGGCUACCGCCAUCGAGCCUUUCUCUUACGGCGAGAAAUUGGCACCCGAGCUCAAAGAGCGCCAUGGUGCCUUCAAGCUCCCCGUCUUGCAGGAUUGA
Molecule: messenger RNA, 2196 nt
Organism: Symbiodinium sp. CCMP2592
Lineage: Eukaryota; Dinophyceae; Suessiales; Symbiodiniaceae
Source: the annotation of a GenBank genome assembly